Molecule: messenger RNA, 780 nt
Organism: Stylonychia lemnae
Lineage: Eukaryota; Ciliophora; Spirotrichea; Sporadotrichida; Oxytrichidae
Source: the annotation of a GenBank genome assembly
AUGCCAAACUACGGAGAUCCAAAUUACUGGGACAAACGCUACGAAGAGAAUGAAGGCGCAGUUUUCGACUGGCUAGAGGACUAUGGAUCACUUAAACCACUUUUUAAGGAUAUACUUAAGCCAGAGAGCAAAAUUCUGGUACUCGGAUGCGGCAACGCUGAGUUUAGCGAAGAUUUAUAUGAUGAUGGCUACCACAAUAUCUACAAUAUUGAUAUCUCAUCAGUUGUGAUUAAACAAAUGGGUGAAAGAAACAAAGAUCGAGCAGAGAUGAAAUAUGAGGUGAUGGAUGUUAGAGAGAUCACCUACCCAGAUGGUUACUUUGAUAUUGCUAUUGAUAAGUCAACUAUUGACGCUCUUCUUUGUGGAGACAAUGCUUACUUGAAUGUCGCUAAAAUGAUGAAAGAGGUGCAGAGAGUUCUUAAAAAUGAAGGGUAUUAUAUUGCUAUUUCCUAUGGAAAACCAGAAAGUAGAGCCUAGCAUUUUGAAAGAGAUCAUUUGUCUUUUGCAAUGAAAUAAUUUGUAUUAUACCCAGUUGACACCUAAUCUGAAGAAUAAAAAGAGGAAAAGAGUCAUUACAUUUACCUGUGCAAGAAACAAGAAGAUGCUGAGCAGAGGGCGAUUGACAACUAUGAAAAAGUUCUCCAAGAUAUUAUUAGAUAGUAAGAGGAGGAAGCUGCUGCAUAUGAUGGGAAGAAUUCUGACGAGGAAAGUGAUGAAGAUGGAAGUACUAGAAAGAGAACAGCAAGAGCAGUAAGAGGCAGAAGAGCACUAUCAUUAUGA